AGCUUUAGCGGGAGCACCAGGUCAGAGCAGCCGCAGUCCAACAGAGAAGCGCUCCUCACAUCUCGCGCAGCUUGUCAAGAUAAAUCGUGUUUGUUCAGCAUGUGAAUCCGGACGUGUCCCUCUGUGUAGAUGUCUUUAGCAGAACUACUUCGUGUGGUUUACAAGCGGGGACUAGCUUCCGGUCACGUUCGUAGCUCGUGUCAAUUGUGCCCCUUUCCCCACUGCUGUUACUGACGUGUAUAUACAGCAUGUUGUGAUACAUCAGCUGAUUUAAUAUGUCGGUAUAUAGCAUCUAUGUCUAGUCGGAGCUCUCUGUCUGUGAGUAGUUUGCAUGCAGUCCGAGUGAUUACAAAUUAAUAAAUAAAAUAAAAACAGCAGGAAAGGUGACUCAUUCUACCUUUCGCACAAGUCAUGACGUUUUUUUUGAGGAAGUUGCACAGCAUCUUUCUGAAGAUCGUCCUGUUUCCGAGCACACUGGGCAGGACAGGCCCGCGGGCCGCCGCCUCAGAGGUGUUGACCUGCCACCUGCUGCAGCGGGAGCUCCCGCCGUGGACUUCCUACUGUGUCCGCUACAGCUCUGUUCACAAUGACCAGUUCGGACUGUCCAACUUUAAUUGGAGAGUCCAGGGAUCCAACUACCAAAUACUGAGAACAGGCUGCUUCCCCUUUAUAAAAUACCACUGUACCAAAGCCCCUCCACAGAACCUGGACUUUGAGGACAGAUUUUUCGCCAUGUUGAAAGUUCUCAAUCUGGGCAUCCCUUGUUUGGCCUAUGGCAUUGGUUGCUGGAUGGUGGUUGGGGCUGCAGAAACAGUGCAGACAAGUGUUGGACCUGUCACGGUCUAUUUUGCCUACAAAGAAGAAGAAGGUGCACAGUACUAAAACAUGAAUACAAGUAUUUUGAGUGUAUUUUCAAGAGACUCCUGUCUGCCAAGCUGCUGUUCUGGUGGACACAUUGACUGAAUGACCAUCUUGUGUCACUGGUGCUCUUAUUGUGUGACUGCACUGUUUUAUUUGUGUUUCAUUAUUUAAGAUUGAAGAGUAGCAGUGGAGGAGUCAGUAAUGCAUGCUAUUAUUGCACUGACACACAAUGCUUGCAGUGUUUGUUCGGAAAGCUGACUUCCCAUUAACAUUUAAUGGGGGAAAGUUUAGGAUUGAGUGUUUGACGCUACCCUUUUUCCUGGAUGUUUGCAAAGCGAUGUUCGGGAACGUUGUAUCAGCCUCCAGUACACAUGUCUUCAGAGUCAAUCAUUGUAAACAUGUGUUUUUGUGCAAAAAAUAUUAAAGGGUGUAAAAUGAUC
Molecule: messenger RNA, 1301 nt
Organism: Cyclopterus lumpus (lumpfish)
Lineage: Eukaryota; Metazoa; Chordata; Actinopteri; Perciformes; Cyclopteridae
Gene: c6h15orf61
Product: chromosome 6 C15orf61 homolog
Exons: 2
Coding region: 412-882 (156 amino acids)
Source: RefSeq, a predicted model, not a curated record